AUGGCCCAACUUGGAGGCCAUCCUCUCCCACCGACUCCUCCCCCCGCCAUCUAUUCUCCUCCUCUGCGAACUGACAGUCCUCGCAUUGUCGAGCCUCCUCCACAAGAUCGAGGGAAUGCCCACGUUUCGCCAUACAGCCAUGACCCGGCAGAUGUCCACAUCCUUCCCCCAGAAGCCGCUGUGUCCAGGCCUUCGGGUCCUGUUGCUCCCAAUCGAUCCCUGACUCCUCAGCCUGCCAUAGGUCAGGACCCAAACAGGCUGUCACCAUCUCCACAGCCGAUGGUCAGGCGGCGUCCGGUCGAAGGUCAAGAGUCAGCUGGUCUGACUCCAGAACAUAGAAGAGUUGCCUCUGAGAAUAUCGCACUCAGGGAUGGUGACGUUGAAGGAUUGACCCCCUUUCAAAAGCGUUCAAUGAGACACGCAUCCACCUCGGCCCUCGAUAGUGAUCUCCCUUCUGACAAUUUCGAGCCCUUGCGGUACCAUCACCAUGCCCUCGAAGAUGUCGACCUGAGCAAGAGGGCCUCCCGGCUGACCGUAGCCACUGAUGGUUCUGGGCCCAGUGACAGUGCCCGAAACUCCACCUAUGGCUACAACACACAACGUCCUGUCUCGUCCUUUUCGAAUGCUUCCGAUAUAAGAGGACGCACCCAUUCUCCUCAAUUGUCGCCAGGACGCCCCGUCUCGAGGCAUUCAAGAUCUCCCGAUACUAGACCUCUGUCAUAUGUCGAUUUGUUAAAUGUCCCCUACCCUCAAGCUGCACCUAGCGGUGCCGAGAAUCUCAUCAAUUCUGGCCUGCGCACUGUUAUCGGCACCAACGCUUCACUCCUCUCCACCAGGAAAACUCUCGAGAUGUAUCGCCAAAAUGUCAAGAAAACAAAUGAUCCUGCCGUCCAGUACGAAUUUGCAGUGUUCAUGAUCAGCGCCGCCCAGGAGGAUGGGUUGGAGGUUGACCAUGCUUCCGAGUCCGCUGUGUCCGACAAGUCUCAUAACUCUGUGAGGGAAGAUCUUCUAAAAGAGGCCAAGCAUAUCCUACAGAAAUUGUCCGAUCGCUCAUAUCCAUUUGCCCAGUAUUAUCUUGCAGAUGGCUUCGCUUCCGGCUUAUUCAACAAGGGAAGAGAAGACUGGGAGCGUGCUUUUCCACUUUUCCUCGCUGCUUCCAAGCAUGGUCAUGCCGAGGCGGGGUACCGGACCGCCUUGUGUUAUGAGUUUGGCUGGGGAACUCGCAUUGAUGCAGCUAAGGCUGUUCAGUUUUAUCAGCAAGCAGCAAGCAAAAACCACCCUGGUGCAAUGCUCCGACUUGGACGCGCUUGUCUCACGGGUGAUAUGGGACUAGUUAAACGCUACCGUGAAGGGGUACGGUGGCUCAAGCGAGCAGCGGAAUCAGCCGACUAUCAGUACAAUCAAGGUCCCUAUGAUCUAGGAUGUCUUCACGAGACCGGAUAUGGGCCAGACGUGUUCAUGGAUGAAGCGUAUGCCGCGCAAUUGUACACGAAAGCCGCGGACUUGGGGCAUGUAGAAGCGAAUUUUCGACUCGGAAAAGCCUACGAGUUUGGGGAGCUCGGCUGCCCUAAAGAUGCAGCUCUGAGUAUUCAUUUUUACACAGGUGCCGCUGAAGGCGGCCACGCGGAAUCGCAAAUGGCUUUAUGUGCCUGGUAUAUGGUAGGCGUUCCUAACGUUCUGGAGAAGGACGAAAGCGAAGCCUAUGAGUGGGCCAAGAGGGCCGCCGCGCAGGGUCUUGCAAAGGCUCAAUAUACCCUCGGAUAUUUUACCGAGAUGGGGAUAGGCUGUCGUCGCGAUCCUUUGGAAGCGAACGUUAUGUACGUGAGCGCCGCGGAUCAAGGAGAAGAAAGGGCCAAACACCGCAUUGCGGCAAUCAGAGCCGCAUCGAAUGGUGCUGAUCCACUUACCGCGGCUGCUGGCAAGAAGGGAGCCUUGAUCGCGAGCAAGAGUUCAGGAAAUAUUGGUCCUCAGGGUAAGAACCUUCCUGAUUGCCAUGCCUCAUGUUUGAGACCACUGACCCUAAUUAUCACAGAGGGUGAAAAGAAGAAGAAAUUCGGCAUUUUCUAG
Molecule: messenger RNA, 2067 nt
Organism: Exophiala aquamarina CBS 119918
Lineage: Eukaryota; Fungi; Ascomycota; Eurotiomycetes; Chaetothyriales; Herpotrichiellaceae
Exons: 1
Coding region: 1-2067 (688 amino acids)
Molecular function (GO): protein binding
Source: RefSeq, a predicted model, not a curated record